Molecule: messenger RNA, 983 nt
Organism: Saccostrea echinata
Lineage: Eukaryota; Metazoa; Mollusca; Bivalvia; Ostreida; Ostreidae
Exons: 7
Coding region: 1-891 (296 amino acids)
Source: RefSeq, a predicted model, not a curated record
AUGGGUGAACAAAGAAGUCCCAGAAAGCAGUCCCAGGAGCUGUUUGGACUGCUAAGUUUGUUUUCUAGAACAGUCCCACAGCGGUCCGUGAGCAGUCCCACAUUGUGGGAAAGCAGUGUCAGUGACUGGUUUCUGGGACAGCUUGGAUACUGCUCUCUGGGAUUGCUUGGGAUACUUUCUGGGACUGCUGGGACCGCUUUGGGACUGCUCUGGGACCGCCCUUGGACUGCUUUGGGACUGCUGUGGGACCGCUGUGGGACUGCUUUACCAAUCCCAAAGCAGUCCCAGAAAGCAGUUCCAGGGACUGCUCUGGGGCUGCUUUCUGUCAGGGCCGGGUCGCAGGGAGUUAGAUCUACUUCAAAAGAGGAGGAAGGUAACCAAAAAACAAGAGACUCUCUUAGACGGUGCUCAAGCAGAAAGACGAUCCAUCGUCUUGAUGGAAAUUCAAAUGAAAAGCAGUCGGACUCAAGCGAAUCCAAAGAAUCUCAAAAAUCUGAUGAAAGUUAUUUAAAAGAGGACCAAGCGUUGGCGGUCAGUAAAACUGAAGAGAGUGUGAAUGUUAAAGAUACAGACUCAAUGACAAUACCCAAAGAAGACAAAUCUCCAAUGAUUACUGACGGUACAGACCUAACGCCAAUUCAUCAAGACACAGAAACUAUGGAUAGGACUGAUGAAAUAUGCUGGGAUUUUGAAAAGGAACGUUGCAAGGAAGUCCCCGAGUUAUCAUUGUGGGGAACCCGUUGUGACAGUGACGCUAUUUGUGAAGAGCCUGAACCGUACCAAAACGGAAAAUGCUGUGAGAUACCUUGUGAUAAUUUUCACAAGGUUUGCCGGUACCCAACAGAUGAUUUCAGAAAUUCUUUUAUUACAGAGUACUAUUGGUCAAAAUAAUUUUAUUGAUCAAGUGCUCAUACGACGAAUUGAAUGAAACUUUCUUUUUACCUCGAAAAUUGAAGAAAUAAACCUAUCCACAUCCAUUGACA